GAGUCAUAUUGAUUCGUCAGUUCUGCGAUCAUUCAGCAUCAUGCCUGAACCAGCCAAGUCCGCGCCUAAGAAGGGCUCCAAGAAGGCCGUCACGAAGACCGCCGGUAAGGGAGGAAAGAAGCGCAGAAAGUCCAGGAAGGAGAGCUACGCCAUCUACGUGUACAAAGUGCUGAAGCAGGUUCAUCCUGACACCGGCAUCUCCUCCAAGGCGAUGGGCAUCAUGAACUCUUUCGUCAACGACAUCUUCGAGCGCAUCGCCGGUGAGGCGUCUCGUCUCGCUCACUACAACAAGCGCUCCACCAUCACGUCGAGAGAGAUCCAGACCGCCGUGCGUCUGCUGCUGCCCGGUGAGCUGGCCAAACACGCCGUGUCUGAGGGCACCAAGGCCGUCACCAAGUACACCAGCUCCAAGUAGAGUCCCCGAGACUCCCACACACCCAAAGGCUCUUUUAAGAGCCACC
Megalobrama amblycephala (Wuchang bream) is the source of this 461-nucleotide messenger RNA. Its product is annotated as histone H2B-like. The coding region runs from base 41 to 415 and encodes 124 amino acids. Lineage: Eukaryota; Metazoa; Chordata; Actinopteri; Cypriniformes; Xenocyprididae. The record is from RefSeq and is a predicted model, not a curated record. Gene Ontology annotation, cellular component: nucleosome. Gene Ontology annotation, molecular function: protein heterodimerization activity; structural constituent of chromatin; DNA binding. The transcript has a single exon.